GCUCACCUUCCAACUUAUCUUCUUAUCACUUCCCGUUCCUCCGCUGGUCGACUACUGCUAUCGCCAUUGCCAUUGUCAUAGCCGCCUCUCACUACUGCUCACCUACACAUCGCCAUCGCCGCUAAGCUAACCGACCAUCUCCUACCACGUCGUGGUCGUUGCAUGUACGCAUGUUGCGCUUCCGUCACCGUCGUCACACAAUCAAUCGCAGGUACGUCUGCCCGUGUUAGAGUCUCUUCCGUCUGUACUCCAGGCCCAACCACCUGGCACCCCGCGCGUGCACGACUCGCCGCCAUCUCCUGGCCGGCCCAAGAGCAAGAGAGGGUUGUGAUCGACGGAUGUUGUACUGCCUCCAAACUUACCGUCCACAAUGUUCGCACAUCUGCGCCGAAACUCAUUUACCCGUUCGUCGGGGUCCCCCGUACAUGUACACCACUUGCCAGGGACUGCGUCUUCUACCCCUAUGUCUCGGACCGCGACAACAGUCCACCGCCCAGCUUCGAUACUUUGUUUUUCUUAUGGGUUGAUCGUUCCUUUCUCGUUCGCAACCCGGUCUUCCGCCCGGUAUCUCGUCCUCCAGCCCAGCUAGACUCUCCGCAAGACGUGGUUACUCCGCAUGAAUCUCUCGCUCUCUCUCUCUUCCUCGCUCUCUGCCUCUACUUCCAAGUGGAUCACGCCCGGGUCCUUCCUUCGCUGCCAUGCGGCCCUGGACCAGGUGUUUCACCUCGUCAGCCGCCGCCGCCGCCGCCUGCUUGAUUAAUUAAAAUACCAGGCCGCUAACAAUUACACCUCACGCAGCUACCCGUCAUACCUUCCCAAUCCUCCCUCCCGCAUCGCAUAAGAAACUCCCUAAGAUUUGCUUGCAAUCACUCCCGCCAGCGCCGCCCCGACCUAGCCACUGAU
Colletotrichum navitas is the source of this 903-nucleotide messenger RNA. RefSeq lists its product as uncharacterized. The transcript has a single exon. NCBI's taxonomy places the organism in Eukaryota, Fungi, Ascomycota, Sordariomycetes, Glomerellales, Glomerellaceae. Bases 163 to 756 code for a protein of 197 amino acids. The record is from RefSeq and is a predicted model, not a curated record.